Talaromyces rugulosus is the source of this 885-nucleotide messenger RNA. RefSeq lists its product as uncharacterized. The record is from RefSeq and is a predicted model, not a curated record. NCBI's taxonomy places the organism in Eukaryota, Fungi, Ascomycota, Eurotiomycetes, Eurotiales, Trichocomaceae. Gene Ontology annotation, cellular component: fungal-type vacuole; plasma membrane. Bases 1 to 885 code for a protein of 294 amino acids. The transcript has 3 exons.
AUGGAUCCAUUCAACUGUACCUUGCAGACAUGUUCAAUAGAGUACGCAUUCACUCAAUACCAGCCAAACAUUGCCGCCAAUUCCGUUUACCUCGUGGUAUUCUCCAUUUUCCUCGCCGGCCAGGUUGUGCUGGCCAUCUGUUGCAAAUCAUGGAGCUAUAGCGGCUUGAUUAUAUGUGGCAUGAUUCUGGAGAUACUGGGGUACAUCGCUCGGAUACUCAUUCAUACGAACCCAUUUUCGUUUCCUUACUUCCUCAUGAAUCUCACAUGCAUUGGUCUCGGUCCCGUCUUGUUUAGCGCAUCCAUCUAUCUCUGUCUAAGUCAUAUCGUGAUUCUCUAUGGCGAGAAACUGUCCUUAAUCCGGCCCAAGACAUACGUCUUGUUUUUCCUAUGCUGUGAUGUUGCUUGUCUAGCACUGCAAGGUGCCGGCGGUGCCGUCACAUCCAUAGCAGUCCAUAGUGAGCAACUUCGACAGGUCGGAACUCGGAUCUUGAUAGCCGGCCUUGCCUGUCAGGUCGGAUCUUUGGUUGCUUUUAUAACAUGCAGCAUUUUAUUCUUUGUGCGCGUGAUGAACAGCCCGCAGCUGCGACGCAAAGACACGGAACAGUUACGGCAAACGAGGAAAUGGAGAUAUUUUCUCUGCGGGCUGGCCACAGCGGUCACAACCAUUCUCACGAGAUCCGUCUUUCGAGUAAUCGAACUGAAAAAUGGUUUUUCGGGCGGUCUGGCCAACGAUGAGGUGGCUUUUAUGAUCCUGGAAAGUCUGAUGGUUGUCAUUGCGUGCAUACCCUUGACAACUUUUCAUCCAGGGCUUUUAUUUGGCGACCUUUGGUAUAAAUCCAGUUUCUUCUCACGUCGAAACGAGCCAGUGCUCGAGGAAAUAUAG